AUGGCUGAAAAAAAGGGUAAUGGUAAAAAAGUUCCUCACAAAGUUAUGCGUUACUUCCCACUCACACCGAGACUAAAACGAUUAUAUUGCUCAAGACACACUGCGGAGGAUAUGCGGUGGCAUUACUCACAGAGACCAAAAGAAGACGGUGUGCUUAGGCAUCCUGCGGAUGCUGAAGAAUGGAAGCAAUUUGACCGCCUUUAUCCGUCUUUUGCUGUUGAACCAAGAAAUGUCAGACUGGGCUUGGCUACUGACGGUCCUUCAUCUCCUGGGAAAGACAUAGAUGUAUUCAUGAGAUCGUUAAUUGAUGAACUAAAACAGUUGUGGGAGACGGGUGUUGAAACCCGAGAUUCCUACAACGGAACUGUGUUUUCAAUGCGUGCGGCAGUGUUGUGGACAAUAAAUGAUUUUUCUGCUUAUGCUCUAAUGUCUGGUUGGAGCACAAAAGGGUAUAUGGCGUGUCCCACUUGCAAUGAACACACUCCUUCCAUUGGCCUAAAUAGUAAGAUUGGAUAUGUUGGCCACAGACGUUUUCUCGAAAUGAGUGAUCCGAGAAGGAGCAGCAAAAAGUACAAUGGUAAGCCUGAGAAGAGAGCACCACCUCCUGUAUUGACGGGGGAUGAUAUUUUAUCUCAAUUAAACCGAAUUCCAUUGAGUUUGCCUGGAAAACACAAACAGUUCGGGGGUGUGAAACGGAAGCGUUCUAGUGAAGAGCUAAAUUGCUUAGUAGGUACUCUUCUAAGUAUCGACGGGAAGUCAAAGGAUACCGACAAGGCGAGAAUGGAUUUGCAAGACUUGCAAAUACGACGUGAGUUGUGGUUGUAUGAAGACCGAAAUGGGAAGUGGAAAAAUCCUCCAGCUAGUUACACACUUAGUGUCCAAGAACGGAUUGAAUCUGCAGACUUCAUAAAGUCUGUACGAUUUCCGGACGGUUUCGCAGCAAACUUAGACAAAAAUGUAAAUUUGGAUACGGGCAAGAUUUUCAGGUUCAAAUCACAUGAUUGUCAUGUGUUGUUACAACGUUUACUACCAGAAGGUAUCCGUAAGUUCUUGAAAAAAGAAAUUCGGGACACAAUCAUUGAGCUGUGUGUGUAUUUCAAACAAUUAUGCUCAAGAACACUUAAUGUUUCGGAUUUAGAAAAAAUGCAAACAAAUAUUCUAACUAUUUUGUGCAAGUUAGAAACAAUUUUUCCACCGGCUUUCUUCGACAUAAUGGUUCACGUAGUUAUGCAUCUCCCUAAAGAAGCUAUACUAGGUGGACCGGUGCAGUACAGGUGGAUGUAUCCCAUUGAGCGGUCAAUGUCUGUGUACAUGCAAUAUGUCAGGAAUCGUGCCCGUCCGGAAGGCUCUAUUGCUGAAUCUUUUGUGGUUAAUGAGGCAUUAACAUUUUGCUCAAUGUACUUCCGAGAAGUGGAAACUCGAUUCAACAGUCCUGACCGGAAUAAUGACAUUGUCCAAAACAUGCCAACUCGAUAA
Messenger RNA from Cannabis sativa, 1476 nucleotides. RefSeq lists its product as uncharacterized. NCBI's taxonomy places the organism in Eukaryota, Viridiplantae, Streptophyta, Magnoliopsida, Rosales, Cannabaceae. The transcript has 3 exons. The record is from RefSeq and is a predicted model, not a curated record. The coding region runs from base 1 to 1476 and encodes 491 amino acids.